This is a messenger RNA of Trichomycterus rosablanca, 4147 nucleotides long. RefSeq names its product BCL6A transcription repressor a (gene bcl6aa). NCBI's taxonomy places the organism in Eukaryota, Metazoa, Chordata, Actinopteri, Siluriformes, Trichomycteridae. The transcript is spliced from 9 exons. The coding region runs from base 37 to 2115 and encodes 692 amino acids. Gene Ontology annotation, biological process: regulation of transcription by RNA polymerase II. Gene Ontology annotation, molecular function: DNA-binding transcription factor activity, RNA polymerase II-specific; protein binding. The record is from RefSeq and is a predicted model, not a curated record. Gene Ontology annotation, cellular component: nucleus.
UCCAGAUUCUUAGAACAGGGGUUCUUAGAAGUGGUGAUGCAAGAAGUUUCUAGGAAAGCACUACCAGAUCUCGACAAAAUGUCUUGUGCAGCAGACAGCUGCAUCCAGUUCACGCGCCACGCCAGCGACGUGCUGUUCAACCUGAGCCGGCUACGCAGCAGAGACAUUCUCACCGACGUCACCGUCCUGGUCAACCGGCAGCAGUUCCGCGCCCACAAAACGGUCCUCAUGGCCUGCAGUGGACUCUUCUACACGAUAUUCACCGACUCGCUGAAGUGCAACCUGAACGUGGUCAACCUGGACCCGAAGGUGGACCCGGAGGGCUUCGCCAUCCUGCUGGACUUCAUGUACUCCUCACGUCUGACGCUGAAGGAGAGCCUCAUCGUGGCCGUCAUGAACACGGCCAUCUACCUGCAGAUGGACCACGUGGUCGACACCUGCCACAGAUUCAUCAAGUCCAGCGACUCCUCGGUCAAACUGCCCAGAGAGGAUUUUCUGGUCAGUCCUCUGCUUUUACCCCAGGACGUCCAUGCUUACAGACCACACGAGGUCGUGGAGAACAUGGCAGGGGGACGAUCGGGCCCUUUCAGAGACGGACGGCCCUACGGUGCCAUGUUUAACGCAGUGAACACACCCAGCAGCUCGUACCACCUGUACAGCCAGUUCUCUAUGCAGGCGUUUCCCUUCCCCAUCCCCAAACUGACCGACGCCAAGAGCACCUUCCCCGACUUCGCCAAAGGGAGCGUCCUCCAGCACAAACACUGCCGCCAGGCCGACGACUACAUCCGCAGUGCCAACGUCGGGCACUCCACCUACGCCUCCCGGGACAUGGUGAGAAGCGAGGACAUGAAGAAGGAGAAUCUGCAAAACUCGCCUCAGGGCAUUAGAAAGCACGGACUCGCCAGCCUGGCCCAGGAACAUCACAGCGACGCGGGCAGAGAUCGGGCUCCCGCCGCCGAGGACGAGCGGCCCUACCCCAGCGGGCGCAAGGGUCUGAUCGGCAGCCCGCAGAGCCCUCUGAAAUCCGACUGCCAGCCCAAUUCGCCCACCGAGUCGAGCAGCAGCAAGAACGCCGCGCUCUCGCACGUCUCGCAGCCUCCCGCCCCUCAGGGCACGCCGCCGGACCCCAAAGCUCGCAACUGGAAGAAGUACAAGUUCAUCGUGCUCAAUCAGAGCAGCAGGGAGGAGGAGGGCGGCCUCCACGAACCCGAGGUGCGCUCGCCGCAGAGGCCGGCGCUGCCCGCUUUUCACCCGGAGUCGGAGCACCCGGACUCGCAGGGUGGCAGCAAGACGAGCGAGCACGGAGACGAAUUCACGGUGCCACAGGCAAGCCGCCUGAACAACAUCAUUAACAGGAGUCUGGAGGCGUCUCAGAGGAACACCGACAGCCACGCCUCUCUCUACAUGAGCCACCUGAAGUGCACGUCGUGUGGAUCCCAGUCCCCCCAGCACUCGGACAUCUGCCCCAACACUACGGGUUCGCGUCUCAGCGAGGAGAUGAGCGAGCUGCACUCCGAGUACUCCGACUCCAGCUGUGAAAACGGAACCUACUUCUGUCACGAAUGCGACUCCAAAUUCGCCGAGGAGGAGAUCUUAAAACGCCACAUGCUUCAGGUACACAGCGACAAGCCAUACAAGUGCGACCGGUGCCAGGCGGCGUUCCGCUACAAGGGAAACCUCGCCAGCCACAAAACGGUCCACACAGGAGAAAAGCCGUACCGCUGCAACAUCUGCGGCGCCCAGUUCAAUCGACCAGCCAACCUCAAGACCCACACGCGCAUCCACUCGGGAGAAAAGCCAUACAAGUGCGAGACGUGCGGCGCCCGCUUCGUUCAGGUGGCUCACCUGCGCGCCCACGUCCUGAUCCACACGGGAGAGAAGCCAUACCCGUGCGAGAUCUGCGGUACGCGUUUCCGACACCUGCAGACGCUCAAGAGUCACCUGCGCAUUCACACGGGAGAAAAACCCUACCAUUGUGAGAAAUGCAACCUGCACUUUCGCCAUAAGAGCCAGCUGCGACUGCACCUGCGCCAGAAGCACGGCGCCAUCACCAACACCAAGAUCCAGUAUCGCAUGUCCACCGGCAGUUUCACCAACCUGACCAAGGCCUGCUGAGAUCUCUCUCUCGCUCUCUCUCUCUCUCUCUCUCUCUCUCAAACGGGCAUUCUCUGCGCCCUGAUAGGACAAUCAUCCGGAACUGUAGUGCCACACUGUGUUGAUCAGACGAGAAGAGAAAAAAAAAAUUGAAGGCAUUUGAUGCCGUUUUACGGGUUUCCUUUACAUGUGAACACAGAACCACGUGCGGUCUCUCGUCACUUUGUUAAUAUUUGUUUAUAAAUAAAUAUUCAGUCACGUCGAGUGUUUUUAAGCUUCGAGUUAUUCAAGAGUAAAAAAAAAAAAGCUUUAUUUUGUUGGAAUGUGUGUAAAAAAACAAAAGACAAACAAUUUUGGAAAUACAGUAUUUUAUAACAGUGUCGGGAUUUGAACUGAAGGUUGAUUAUAUUUUACAACAGUGGGUUCUGAUCCUGAUCAUUUAACGCUCUAGAUCAGCGCUCCCCAUCUAUAACACUCACUGUCCAUUUUAUCAGCUCCACUUACCAUAUAGAAGCACUUUGUAGUUCUACAAUUACUGACUGUAGUCCAUCUGUUUCUCUACAUGCUUUGUUACCCCCCUUUCAUGCUGUUCUUCAAUGGUCAUGACCCCCACAGAGCAGGUAUUAUUUAGGUGGUGGAUCAUUCUCAGCACUGCAGUGACACUGACAUGGUGGUGGUGUGUUAGUGUGUGUUGUGCUGGUAUGAGUGGAUCAGACACAGCAGCGCUGCUGGAGGUUUUAAACACCGUGUCCACUUACUGUCCACUCUAUUAGACACUCCUACCUAGUCGGUCCACCUUGUAGAUGUAAAGUCAGAGACGAUCGCUCAUCUAUUGCUGCUGUUUGAGUCGGUCAUCUUCUAGACCUUCCUCAGUGGUCACAGGACGCUGCCCACGGGGCGCUGGUGGCUGGAUAUUUUCGGUUGGUGGACGAUUCUCAGUCCAGCAGUGACAGUAAGGUGUUUAAAAACUCCAGCAGCGCUGCUGUGUCUGAUCCACUCAUACCAGUACAACACACACUAACACACCACCACCAUGUCAGUGUCACUGCAGUGCUGAGAAUCAUCCACCACCUAAAUAAUACCUGCUCUGUGGUGGUCCUGACCAUUUGAAGAACAGGGUGAAACAGAUGGACUACAGUCAGUAAUUGUAGAACUACAAAGUGCUUUUAUAUGAUAAGUGGAGCUGAUGAAAUGGACAGCGAGUGUAGAAACGCUGCUCCCACCUAGUGGUGGUAGGAUGCAAUAGCACCCGAAGUGUGCUGCAAAUUUCAUUGCAUUUUGGAACGAGCUCUAAUUAUAAUAAAUGACCGUACGGACCGUGGCGGGUGGGGACCGCUGCUCUAGAAUGUCCAUCUCGGGUGUGAAGUUGGAUUUGUUUGGUACGUGCAUGUCGGUACUGGUCAAAAAGAAUCAAGGAAGCAAACACAGGCGACGAUGCUUCGUUAGAUCCUAAAUUAAAGAUUGAACUCUGCUGGCAGAAUCAAUCUUUUAAUAUAUAUACUUAUAGAUCUAUAUAUAAGUAAAUAAAUAAAUAAAACACAUUAAAAUGAAUGAACUGAUAUGGUACGACAGAAAUAUGAAGAUAUUUUACUUUAGCUAUAGCCGUGUUCCUACACAUGUGACUUUAUUUGUAUUUCGCAAGUGAAAGUUUACAUUUUAGUCCUCGUACUAAAAGCUUUAGUAAAAUAUACAGAUAAAAUAUUGUAUUACAGCAUCGCAUUUCUCUCUCUCUCUCUCUCUCUGUGUAUGUAAAUACACUGUGUAUACAAGGUGCCUUUCUCAACGGCGACUGAAUUGCUUUCCGUUCAGCCCAGCUCUUGUUGUUCCUGUUCGGUCGUGACAUUUCAUGUGUUUUAUUAUUGUUAUUUUUUAUUAUUUGUAUUUUUUUGGUUGGUUCGUUUUAUUAAACAUGCCCUUCAAGCAGAAAAUAAGCAGAUCGUUGCUCGAGCCGUGUGCACCUUCAGGUCGUUUUGGGAUGGGGCUUUUUCUUAAAACGCAUUAAGCUAACUGUAUAUGAUGUGUAUGAAUGUAAAAUAAAAGUAUUGCAUUUCUA